CCGAGCAGACGCAUGCGUUCUGAGUUCUGGUUCCCCAGCAUGGGUUCCCUGCUCCCUCCGGUGUUGCUGCUGUGGCUCCUGUCCUGCCCCAGGCUUCAGCUCGGACAUGCCCAGGAUCCUGCCAUGGUGCAUCUGCCAGGUGGCCGGUUUCUGAUGGGGACAGAUGCUCCAGAUGGCAGAGACGGUGAAGGGCCUGCCCGGGAAGUGACAGUAAAACCCUUUGCCAUCGACAUAUUUCCAGUCACCAAUAAAGACUUCAGGUAUUUCCAGUUUUUCGGUGCAGGGGCUGUUCACUGGUGGCAACCAGUGCCAAAGGCAUUUUGGAGGCAGCCUUUCCCUAGAUCCCAGAAGCCUGUCUCACUUCGCCCUGUCUGUCAGCCUGCAGGUCCCGGCUCUGGCAUCCGAGAGAAACUGGAGCUUCCCGUGGUACACGUGAGCUGGAACGACGCUGGUGCUUACUGCGCAUGGCGGGGGAGACGCUUGCCCACAGAGGAGGAGUGGGAGUUUGCAGCCCGAGGGGGCUUGAAGGGUCAGGUUUAUCCAUGGGGGAACCGGUUCCAGCCAAACCGCACCAACUUGUGGCAGGGAAAGUUCCCCAAAGGUGACAAAGCUGAAGAUGGUUUUCAUGGACUGUCACCAGUGAACGCUUUCCCCCCACAGAACAACUACGGACUAUAUGACCUCAUGGGCAAUGUGUGGGAAUGGACAGCGUCCACAUACCAACCUGCUGCCCAGGACAUGCGUGUCCUCCGGGGGGCAUCAUGGAUCGACACCGCAGACGGCUCCGCUAAUCACAGGGCUCGGGUCACCACCAGGAUGGGAAACACUCCCGAUUCAGCCUCAGACAACCUGGGCUUCCGCUGCGCCUCCAGUGCAGGCCGACCGAAGGAGGACCUGUGAGCAGCCAGACCGAGAUGGAGAACACCCUCUCAGCCCUGUAUCUCCCUGACCAUAUUCCAGAGGCAGCUGGCUACCAAGCUCAUGCGUCUGAGGGUGGCCUUUUGAGCCCCUCCCCUCUGACAGACACCAAGAACGCUCGGACCGCAAGAAGGGACUGCAGUAGCCUGGAAGAUGAGGACCUGGAUGUCCAAGGCUGGGAGCUGGUCUGUCUCUUAAGUGCAGUAUUAAGGACAAAGGAACCAAACCCUCCAGUAUCCAAAAGAUGGCAUUUUUUAAAAUCUCUCCCUUUUUGCUUUCUCCCUGGCUGGUUCAGCUUUCACUUCUGGGAAAUUCUGCAGAAGGAAAAUGCUUCCUUUGUGAGGUGGUGCCAAAGCCUUGCUGCCAGAACCUAGCCUCGCUGUCCUCUGAAACGAGAUAUUCACUAUGUGGCAAGGCUGGUCUCGAACUCUCGAUCCUCCUACCUCAGCUUCCUGGGUGCUGCUGGGAUUACACACCACGCCCACUAUUUAAAAGCCCCGGUAAAGCAAAUGAUUUAUGAAGUGAAGAUGUGCAUUGUGGGAGAACCAAAGUCAGUGCCCUUCUAGGAAGACAAAUGCCAGAACCUUCUCUGAGAGUUAGCUAAUCAUGUAGGGCCUUCUGUGUAUCCUGCAAACAUGACCCUGAAGAAGAACUGGAUCCUAUGAGGUCAAUAAAUUCUUAUGUAUAUCAGGAA
Mus caroli (Ryukyu mouse) is the source of this 1612-nucleotide messenger RNA. NCBI's taxonomy places the organism in Eukaryota, Metazoa, Chordata, Mammalia, Rodentia, Muridae. The record is from RefSeq and is a predicted model, not a curated record.